AUCAUCUCUGGUCACAUGCCUGUUUUGUUUUUUUUCCUUAUCAUUAUUAUUAAACCUCAUCAUUGACAGAAAGCCGUCCACUCCCACUCCUCAUGUUGACUUUUGGCUUCAGCUGCGCGUCAACAAUGGGACGCGUGCAGUUUAAAAAGCGUUUGCUCACAUUGAGCAGAAGGCAAACAGCCAUGUCCGGCCUGGCGACGCUCACUGUUCUCGCUUUCAUCGUGUCCGGAGGUUGGGGUGUCUCCAGCAGUCAGGACUGCUCAUACUCCGGACUUCUGACUCACUUGAACCUGGUUCCACAAAACGAGGCUCUGUCAAUCGUGCGACCGGUGAAAAACUGGACCUCGACGAUUCUCGUCCGGCUGGACAUGGUGUUGUUGGGUAUCUUGGAUGUGGACGAGAAGUCCCAGACCGUCACCACUCACGUCUGGAUCCAAACGGUGUGGCUCAAUGAAUUCCUGACCUGGAACUCCUCAAACUUCUGUGGGAUAAAAACGCUGACGGUUCCGAGGAAGAUGCUCUGGAUCCCAGAUAUAGCCAUCCAAGAGGGUGUGUCAGACACAGGCAGUGAUCUGGAGAGUCCAAUGGUCACGUUGACCCCGAACGGCAUGGUGUUUGCUAGCAAGCGCCAGCGUCUCACCUCCACCUGUCAGCUCGAUCUCUACCUGUUCCCCUUCGACGUACAACGUUGUAACAUCACAUUUGCAUCCAUGAACUACUUUGCGGAAUCUUUGGAACUGGGGACGACCAACAGUGAUGAGACCCUGACUUUAGUCUCUGAGCGGUUAAUGGUCACACAGGGAGAAUGGCAGCUCACCAACAUAGCAAUAAAUAAUUAUACUCUGACCAAAAGUGUUUUUUCUGAAAGCAGGCUCAUCUACACGGUCACGAUCACGAGAAAGCCAAUGCUAUAUGUCGUAAAUUUCAUCCUGCCCCUGUUUUAUUUUCUGCUCCUGGAUCUGGCCUCGUUCUUCAUCAGAGGCGAGAAGCUCAGCUUCAAAGUGACCGUGCUCCUGUCCAUCUCCGUGCUCCUGCUGAUUCUGAAGGACAUGUUGCCCUCCACUGAGGAGAACCUGCCGUUUAUGGCCAGCUACUGCGUGGCCGUGUUCACCCUGGUGGGGUUGAGCGUCCUGGAGGUCAUGCUGGUGAACUUCUUGAUGGAGCUCGACGGUUACUGUGGCGAACAGGCUCAACGCUCCGUCAAUACCCGAGAAGUGGAAAUUCAGCUGGAGGCCGACUCUCAGAAACAGCCAGCUGGAGCUGAGGAGAGAGGCCGGGUGACUCUGGCGAAGACGCCCGGCGACCACCGCGACCUGCUGAAGCUCAUCCUGGAGGAAGUGAGGGCGGCUCGACAGGAAACCGGAAGACCGGAAGACGGGAGAAAGCCCGGAUGCUACACGAGACUGGCUGAAAUCAUUGACACGGUCUACUUUGUCCUGUAUUUCUUGACGGUUGUGAUUUAUCUGGCAUGCUUGUAUAUUAGCUGGCAAGGACACUACACAACAUUGGGGUAAAAACUAAGUAACAAAGGUUUUUGUUAUUAGAAUUCAUUCGCCCAUUCUAAUGAUUGACACCGACAAGAGCCAAUGUCAUUUGGCAUUUGCUCGUAUGACUAAUUGUAUUCAUUUAUUCAUAUGAUUUCAUCUACUUAUCAUUCUAAUUUCUCCCUGCUCAUGCUCCAUGUUUUCAUGUCAUCCAUACCUGUCUGGUGUCAUUUCUUCCUCGUAACACUUUGUGACAUUUGAGCUAUAUAAAUAAAGUUUAUUAUCAAUAUAAAUUUUAAUUAUUGCUGUACCUGAGCAAUCAGCUGGCACAUCUGGAUUAUCUUUACCUAAAGUUUUGGAUGAUUUCAAAGUAAAACAUUCUCUGUGCGUGACUUUAUCCUUAUAUGUGUUAAGUAUUUAAAUAAAUGUAGUGGAGUUUUUUUUUUUUAAAAAGUAAAAAAUAAAAUAAAAGGUCAAAUGUU
Messenger RNA from Scophthalmus maximus (turbot), 1966 nucleotides. RefSeq names its product 5-hydroxytryptamine receptor 3A-like. The transcript is spliced from 10 exons. Gene Ontology annotation, biological process: chemical synaptic transmission; regulation of membrane potential; monoatomic ion transmembrane transport. The record is from RefSeq and is a predicted model, not a curated record. Gene Ontology annotation, molecular function: transmembrane signaling receptor activity; neurotransmitter receptor activity; extracellular ligand-gated monoatomic ion channel activity. Lineage: Eukaryota; Metazoa; Chordata; Actinopteri; Pleuronectiformes; Scophthalmidae. Gene Ontology annotation, cellular component: membrane; synapse; neuron projection. The coding region runs from base 93 to 1514 and encodes 473 amino acids.